Molecule: messenger RNA, 1323 nt
Organism: Erythranthe guttata (spotted monkey flower)
Lineage: Eukaryota; Viridiplantae; Streptophyta; Magnoliopsida; Lamiales; Phrymaceae
Product: aluminum-activated malate transporter 2
Biological process (GO): malate transport
Source: RefSeq, a predicted model, not a curated record
AUGGCAUCUCAAGAGAAUCAAGAAAAUGUUAGAAAUGUGAAGAGUGCAUGGAGCCGUUUGAAGGGAUUCCCCGACAAAUGUGUCGAUCUCGUAACUACUUCCGCCAGAGAGGCGAAGAACUUCGGAAAGGAAGAUCCUAGACGAAUCGUGCACUCGUUUAAAGUGGGAUUAGCAAUAACCAUAGUCUCGUUAUUCUACUACUUUGACUUCUUGUACGAUGGUCUCGGUGUUUCCGCUAUGUGGGCCGUCAUCACCGUUGUCGUCGUUUUCGAAUUCUCCGUCGGUGCAACAUUCGGAAGAGGGAUAAACAGAGCGAUUGCGACGUUUAUAGGAGGUCUAUUAGGGGUUGCAGCGCAUCGCUUAGCUAGUUCUACAGGAAACAACGCGGAGCCUAUUGUACUCGGAUUCUCGGUUUUCUUCAUAACUUCGAUAGCGACAUUUAUUAGGUUAUUUCCGAAGAUGAAGGAAAGGCAUGAUUACGGAUGUAUGAUAUUUAUACUGACAUUCUGCCUGAUAUCGGUGUCGGGAUAUCGAGACUCGGAGGUUAUAGAAAUGGCGCACACGAGACUUUCGACGGUGAUGAUUGGUUUAUCGGCUACAGGAUUGAUAUGCAUAUUCAUAUGCCCUGUUUGGGCUGGUGAAGAUCUUCACAAUCUCACUGCUGCCAACAUUGAAAAGCUUGGCAUUUCUUUGGAAGCUUUUCAACGAAAAUACUUCGAGACGACGAGAAACGAUAAAAAUCAAGAGAAUAAACCACCGGUCGAUGGAUACAAAGUGGUUAUUAGUUCCAAAAGCAAGGAAGAAUCAUUGGUAAAUUUUGCGAGAUGGGAGCCUAGGCACGGGAAGUUUAAAUACCGGCAUCCGUGGGACCAAUACAUCAAGAUUGCAGGACACACAAGAGAAUGUGCACACAGAUUCUAUGCACUGUAUGGCUACCUUCACUCCGAGAUCCCGACACCACCAAUAGAAAUUUCCAAGAAGAUAGAAGAGCUAUGCACAACAAUGAGCUUAGAAUGCAGCCAUGCUCUCAAAGAAUUAGCAAUUGUGAUCAAGAAAAUGACUCGAUCUCCGAAUAGCGAGGCGCAUUUAAAGAACGCGGAAAUUGCUGCGAAGAAUCUAAAGUUGCUGGUGCAAAGCGGGCUUUGGCCGGAAUCCGAUCCCCUAGAUGUAAUUCCGGCGGCGGCGGUCGCUUUGUUGCUCAUUGAAAUAGUAUGUUCCACGGUUAAGAUAGCGGAUUCCGUUCAUAGACUUUCGAUCCUGUCGAAAUUCAAGAGUGUUGAUCCGGCGAGAACACCCGCUCGUUUUGGUGUUACGGUUGAGUGA